Drosophila busckii is the source of this 2509-nucleotide messenger RNA. Its product is annotated as G-protein coupled receptor Mth2. Gene Ontology annotation, molecular function: G protein-coupled receptor activity. NCBI's taxonomy places the organism in Eukaryota, Metazoa, Arthropoda, Insecta, Diptera, Drosophilidae. The coding region runs from base 656 to 2398 and encodes 580 amino acids. Gene Ontology annotation, biological process: G protein-coupled receptor signaling pathway; cell surface receptor signaling pathway. The record is from RefSeq and is a predicted model, not a curated record. Gene Ontology annotation, cellular component: membrane. The transcript is spliced from 6 exons.
UUCGUAAGCGUCGCGGUUGACGGAAGGUGAGCGCGGCAUAAAGUUAAAAUAGAGAAAAGCGUUGAAUUGAUAGUGUGGCAAAACAAGAGUUAGUUGAUAACUAAUUAAUAAAUUAUAGCGUGUAGACGUUUUUGCUAUUUUAAUUGAUCAGACGCGCCUAACCGGUUGCUCCCAGCCCCAGCCCCAGAGUGUAACUUUACCAGAUCGAAUUGUUGCUUGGGAAUUCCCAGCAGGCUCCCAAUGGUUGUGUGUGAUUUUUAAUGUUGCUGUGACGGAGUUUUUUUCUUCAAGUGAGAGACGUGUUUAUUAUUUUGCAUAAAUAGUAAUUAAGCAAUGCAAAUUUGUGUAAAGCGUAAAUCCAGUUUGUGCAAUCUUUCCUGCUAAAUAAAAACAAGGCUAAAUCAAAAUUGCAAGUCGGCAAACGUUUUCAAGAGAACCCAUAAAACAAUGGCGUUUACCUGUUGAGCUGCUUUGCAUGCGGCGGAGUUACGAACAACAAAAAAUGGGGAUUUUGUGUGAAAUAUUUUAUUCCUAAAGUGUCAAGAAAUUAACAACAAAUAACUUUGAGCAGAACAAAUAACUUGAUUGAAGCAAAUAUUGUGCUAUAUACUAAGCAAAUAAUUUUUAUAUAUAUCGACAUAGUGGUGCAAAAAAAAUGCAUUUGAAAAUGCAGCCGCACAGUGGACCCGUCUACUGCGGCUUUACGCUAUGCGCAGUCGUCUGCCUGGUUGUCUUUCGCCUAUUGCCCGGCAACUCCUUUGGCGUCUACGCGUUCAAUGAGGAGCGCUAUCAUGAACGGAAUGGACUACACACGCGCUGCAGUUUCUUCGAUACUGUGGAUCUAACGAAUUCCACCAGUUUUCCCAAUGGCAGCUAUGAGUACGCGGGUGUAAUCAUACCCAGCCAUUAUGUAGGCACCUAUGACUAUGUGUACAAGAAUCUGGGCGAUCGCUAUGAUGUGGCACCGCAUAAGCGAGGCUGCAUCUGCGAACUGAAGCCUUGCAUCAACAUGUGUUGUCCCUGGGGCGAAAUCUAUUCCAAGAAUCGCUGCGUUAAGGACAACAAUACGCAACAGGCGUGGCCCGAGCCCAUGAUAAAUGUGACGCUGAGGAACGGCAGCGUGGAAAGCGUCGACAUCUAUAAGCAGUUUGUGGUGCAAAGCUUUAGGCCCUGCACGGAAAUGUAUUCGCUGGCGCCGGAGGUCAACGACUACGAUAAGUACUGGAUAUUCGAGAAUGGCACAAUGUUCCGAGAUGAUGACAAGGUGUUUAUAUAUAAGAACGAGUUCUGUCUGGUGCCCACCAAAGUCAACAGCACGGAUUUGUUUUACGCCAUCAAUCCGGCAAACUGUGAUACGCUCAAUGAAGAUUCCACAGUGAAGAUCAUCAACGGUUUUGCUAUGCUGUUCUCCGUACCUUUUAUGCUGUUGACCAUUGCCGUCUAUUUGCUGGUGCCGGAGCUGCGUAAUCAGCAUGGCAAGUCCUUGGUCUCUUAUCUGUUUGGCUUGUCCUUUGGCUACUCACUGCUGUGCGGUCUGGUGUUGGUGAAAAACAUGGAUCCGUAUGGCAUGACCUGUAAGAUGUUUGGCUACACCGCCUACUUCUUCUUCAUGGCGGCCUUCUUCUGGCUGAAUGUCAUCAGCUUCGAUCUGUGGCACAAUUUCCGCGGCACACGCGGCAUCAAUCGCUUUCAGGAGAAGAAGCGCUUUCUGCUCUACUCGCUGUACUCCUGGGGCUCUGCGCUGGUAUUUCUCAUCUUCACCAUGUUUGUGCAGGAGUAUACCGAUGUGCCCGAUUAUCUCAAGCCUGGCAUAGGUAGCGGUCUGUACUGCUGGCUGGACAUGAAGAGUUGGUCGGCCAUGAUUUACUUCUUUGGACCCAUAUUGAUUAUUAUUGUGGCCAAUACGGUGAUGUUUGUCAUGACGGCCAUCAAGAUACACGGAGUGCAGCGCGAAAUGGCAAGGAUUAUUGCAAGGGAGGAUAGCACCAAGAAUUUGCGUACCGAAAAGGACAAAUUUGGACUGUUCUUGCGACUGUUUUUGAUCAUGGGCGUCACUUGGAUUCUGGAGAUUCUGUCGUACUUUGUGGGCACCGACAAGCAGGUUUCCAAGAUCUUCUACGUCUCGGAUCUGUGCAAUGCCAUGCAAGGCUUUCUUAUCUUUAUGCUCUUUGUGCUGAAGAAGAAGGUCAAGCACCUGAUAACGAACAGACUCUUCAAGCAAAAGUCGCCCGGUUCGAGUCAAUCGAACUCGAGUUCGACCAACUCCACAACAACGGACAGCAGUGCACAGCAGGAUAAGUUAAAAAUGAAGACGUCGGUCAACCUUAGCCAUGGCUUAAAACCACCAGCAGCAGCGGCGGCCGCCAUCAGCAAUGGCAAAGCCAAUCCAAAAAAAUAAUUUAAACAAAUCUCAAAAGAUGCUCGAGCGCACGUGAGGGCAGCAAUCAACGGCAGAGCCAGUACUCGACCAAGACCACGUCCAGCAGUGUGGCCAAUCUGUCGCUGCAGG